AUGUAUCGCUUGCGACCAAAGCCACUUAAAGUAAUGAAGUUCCCAUCUAUUACCUCCAUUUGUCUACAUAUUCAUAAUGUUGAUGUGAUUACUAAGCUCGAUUCUUUAUUCUUUUAUUUCAUGCUGGGGAAUGAAAAGAAGCAAAAACUUUAUUCACAGAAGAGUUAUAAAAUUGUCAAGAGUUGGGAAGCGCUGAGGCGACGAGUUAUAAAAGCACCGCAAGGAGAAUAA
Molecule: messenger RNA, 231 nt
Organism: Clunio marinus
Lineage: Eukaryota; Metazoa; Arthropoda; Insecta; Diptera; Chironomidae
Source: the annotation of a GenBank genome assembly